AAAGACAAAAUAACUUAGCAGGGAAGCCCUUACUAAGGGUAAGGUUACAACGUCCAGGUUCAGGUGAAUGAAAGAAACAAUUUGCUGACAGCAAAAGAGCAAAGCUGUCAUGAUGGGUUGCUGGAUUUUGAAUGAAAGUCUCUCCAUCAUAUUAGUACUCUCAUGGCUGGGAGUAAAUUUAUAUCUGUUUAUUGACACAUUCUGUUGGUACGAAGAGGAAGAGUCUUUCCUUUAUACACGAGUUAUUCUGGGUUCAACACUGGCUUGGGCUCGAGCAUCUGCAGUGUGCCUGAAUUUUAACUGCAUGCUAAUUCUGUUACCAAUCAGUCGAAACCUCCUUUCACUCAUGAGAGGGACAAGUAGUUGCUUCAGAGGACCAUGGAGGAGGCAAUUAGACAAAAACCUCAAAUUCCACAAACUGGUUGCCUAUGGGAUAGCCAUGAAUGCAACCAUCCACAUCUUGGCGCAUUUGUGUAACCUGGAGUACUACCACUGGAGCCAGUCGCCGGAAGCAGAGGGACUUGUAGCCGCACUUUCCAAACUUGGCAACGCCCCAGAUGAGACCUACCUCAACCCCAUCCGGACCUUCCACACAAACACAAUCACUGAGUUGCUAAGGACAGUCGCGGGUAUUACUGGCCUGUUGAUCUCUCUGGCUUUGAUCUUGAUCAUGACCUCUUCCACCGAGUUCAUCCGGCAGGCGUCCUAUGAGUUGUUCUGGUACACACACCACGUUUUUAUCAUCUUCUUUAUCGGUCUGGCUAUCCACGGGGCAGGUCGGAUUGUUCGAGGGCAAACCGCUGAGAGUCUUCUGCUACACAACGUCACCUUCUGUAGAGAACACCUCGCGGAGUGGCAGACAGCUGCCCGGUGCCCCGUGCCUCAAUUUUCUGGCAAGGAACCUUCGGCUUGGAAAUGGGUUUUAGGCCCUGUGGUCUUGUAUGCGUGUGAAAGAAUACUUAGGUUCUGGCGAUUUCAACAAGAAGUUGUCAUUACCAAGGUGGUAAGCCAUCCAUCUGGAGUGCUGGAACUUCACAUGAAAAAGCGUGACUUUAAAAUGGCACCGGGGCAGUACGUCUUGAUCCAGUGCCCGUCCAUAUCCUCGCUAGAGUGGCACCCCUUCACCCUCACCUCCGCUCCCCAGGAGGACUUCUUCAGUGUGCACAUCCGGGCAGCAGGAGACUGGACAGAAGCUUUAUGCAAGGCCUUUGGGGCAGACGGACAGGCCCUGAAGGAGCCCUGGAGCCUGCCAAGGCUGGCGGUGGACGGGCCGUUCGGAGCUGCACUGACAGAUGUGUUUCACUAUCCAGUGAGCAUGUGCAUUGCCACGGGAAUAGGGGUCACUCCCUUUGCCGCUCUUCUGAAAUCUAUCUGGUACCAAUGCUGUGAGUCACAAACCCAGUGGAAGCUGAACAAGGUGUACUUCUACUGGAUCUGCCGAGAUCCAGGAGCCUUUGAGUGGUUUGCCGAUCUCUUACUCUCGCUGGAAACAAGGAUGAGUGAGCAAGGGAAAACUCACUUCCUGAGUUAUCAUAUAUUUCUUACUGGCUGGGAUGAAAAUCAGGCCUUUCACAUAGCUUUACACUGGGAUGAAAAUACUGACGUGAUUACGGGAUUAAGGCAGAAAACCUUCUAUGGAAGACCGAACUGGAAUCACGAGUUCCGGCAGGUAGCCUACAGUCACCCCAGCAGUAACAUUGGAGUGUUCUUCUGUGGACCCAAAGCUCUCUCAAAGAUAAUUCAAAGAAUGUGCCGCUUAUAUUCAUCAGCUGACCCCAGGGGCAUUCAUUUUCAUUAUAACAGAGAAAGCUUCUAGACUUUGGAGGAAAACAAUCCACCUGUUGUGUAAGUGGCUGCAAUCAUAUAGGUCAAGCGUCGGGAAACUUCCCCCAUAAAGGGCCAAGUAAUAAUUAUUUCAGAUUCCGUGGACUACAUGGUCUCAGUGGCAACUACUCAACUCUGCCAUUACAAGCACCAAAGUAGCCCCAGGACCUCAACAAAUGGGCAUGGCUGUGUUCCAGCAAAAUUUUAUUUAUGGACACCGAAAUCAAAUUUCACAGUAGUUUCUUCUGUCAUGAAAUAUUCUUCUUUUGAUUCGUUUUCAACAAUUUAAAAAUGUGAAAGUCAUUCUUGGUUCAUGGGCUGUCCAAAAAACGGUGGGCCAGAUUUGGCCUGUAGGAGGUAGUUUGCUGAGCCCUGAUAUAGGUCAUCUUUCCCAAGCUUGUUUUCAUGCUUAACAAUAUGUCCAAGUGGAGACCAGCAUGGCUGCUUGGCUCGAAGCCUCCUUUAGAAGUCAUUUCAAAUUUCAUCUCCCUGAUGGCAGAGACAUCUGUCUUGUAUCCAAACCUGAUCUUUUCUGCUUUAAACUUAAGCUCCUUUGUGCUUUUUUUCAUCCUCUAUAGAUCUGAGAAAUCACCAAUGGAGGUUAUCUUUCACAAAAAUCCUUUCUAUACUUGAAAAUGAUAAUAAAAUCAUCCUUUACCUAUCCCUUUUCUAGUCCAAACAAUACUGAACUCUUAACUUUUCAGCCUAAGAUAUAUACCCUAGCACUUCAAUCAUUCUUGUUGCCCUUCUUCAAAUCCAUUUUCAUUUCUUCACAUCCUUUUAAAAUGUGUUGACUAAAAUGAGACAACGUUCUAAUCUAAGCAUGACUAGUAGUGGCUAGAAGUGUGAUUCUUUUUAGAGCUUGUGUGACGUAUGCUUUUCAAUACGACUAAAUUCUGUUUGCCUCUCCUUUUUUCCUUCCUUCUUUCCUUGAUUCCACAUUCUUUCUCACUCUCUUUUAACAAAUACUUUUCAUUACUAUCACAUUUUGAUCUAUGAUCAUCUUGACACUUACACCCCAACUCAACUUCUGCCCCACAAACAUACUGGGAUUUUUUUUUUUUUAUAUACUCACACUGAGCCAGUCUUUCCAUGCCAUGCAGCUCUUUUACCCCCAAAGUGUUCACAAAAUAAUCCUCAUAUCGUAUAGUUUUCUCUACUAUUAUCAAUUGUUUUUUUAGAACUUUUCUUUCUAAUAUUUCGAGAUUGUUUUCAAGUCUAGCACCAGUGACUAAUACUGGUAUUUAGCUCAGUAAUAUCUAUAGAUUUAAUUAGUGAUAUCUCAAACCUUUUGUUUAGAUGUUCAAGUUUAGAUUCUUUUGUUUAGAUUCAAGUGAUCAAAUCCAAAGAACUCCAUCAUGAAUUCUUGUAACUGCCUGUUAAUGUGAGCACCCACUUGGGAAUAUGUUAGUAAUAACUAGCCAUUGAGAAUGGAACGUCACCCUAUACUUUCUUAGCUUAACAAUAACAUGUCAUAUACAAUGAAACAAAAGCAUUUAUUGAAAUGAAAAUAGACUGUUUUACAAAUGCUUCUUAUCUUUGUAGACUGCCAUUUUUUCAUAGAACAGAAUUAAAUUGGUAUGACAUGAUUUGUUUUUACAAUGUUA
Aethalodelphis obliquidens (Pacific white-sided dolphin) is the source of this 3431-nucleotide messenger RNA. It is a transcript of the gene NOX3, whose product is annotated as NADPH oxidase 3. The coding region runs from base 110 to 1816 and encodes 568 amino acids. The transcript has 13 exons. Gene Ontology annotation, molecular function: superoxide-generating NAD(P)H oxidase activity. The record is from RefSeq and is a predicted model, not a curated record. Lineage: Eukaryota; Metazoa; Chordata; Mammalia; Artiodactyla; Delphinidae. Gene Ontology annotation, biological process: superoxide anion generation; defense response. Gene Ontology annotation, cellular component: plasma membrane; NADPH oxidase complex.